AUGGCGAAUUCUGCAUCUGGAGAUUGCGUUGAUUUUGAUCGUGAUUGUGAGCGUGUGUUUUCUUCUGGAGUUUGUUUGGUUGAUUUGUUGGUUCAACAAUUGGAAAAAAAGGAUGAUAUUGUUUAUUUAGAAGCAGAAAAGUCUGAACUAAAGGAUAAAGAAUUUAAAUCUGAAGAUGAAGCUUUUGAAGCGUAUAAUGAUUUUAGGAAAGGUUUUGGAAUUCGAAUUGGGAAGAGUAAGAGAAGAAGAGAUGAUUCUUUUUUUAUGAAAAGAUUUGUUUGUUGUAAUGAGGGAUUCAAAGAUAAUAAGUGUAAGAAUAAAAGGAUUUAUGAGAAUUUGGAUAAUCGAACUGGUUGUUUAGCUUUUGUGCAGUUUCAUAUUGAUCAUUUAGGGGUCUAUACAUGUACAAGACAUAAAAUGGUUCAUAAUCAUGCUAUGAUUCCUCCUGAAAAAAGGCAUUUGAUAAGGUCUCAAAGGAAUGUGAAUAAAGAGCAACUUCUUUUCAUUUCAACAAUGAAAUUGAGCGGAGUCAAAGUUACUGAUUCUUUGAGGGUUGUAAAGAAGGAGGUUAGUGGAUCUCCUAAUCUUUCUUUUACUGCUUCUGAUGCGUAUAAUGCAUUGUCAUCUGAAAAAGCUGCCCAAAUUGAAGGAUGUGAUAGUAACCAAUUGAUUAAAUAUUUUGCCAAGAGACAUGUGGAUGAGGCAGAUUUUUAUUAUGAUUUUGAACAAGAUGAUAGUGGUGCUUUAGUUAGUUUUUUUUGGCGUGAUGGUAGGAUGAUGAGAGAUUAUCAUUAA
Molecule: messenger RNA, 795 nt
Organism: Chenopodium quinoa (quinoa)
Lineage: Eukaryota; Viridiplantae; Streptophyta; Magnoliopsida; Caryophyllales; Amaranthaceae
Product: protein FAR1-RELATED SEQUENCE 5-like
Exons: 2
Coding region: 1-795 (264 amino acids)
Source: RefSeq, a predicted model, not a curated record